Molecule: messenger RNA, 1124 nt
Organism: Stylophora pistillata
Lineage: Eukaryota; Metazoa; Cnidaria; Anthozoa; Scleractinia; Pocilloporidae
Source: RefSeq, a predicted model, not a curated record
GGUCAACUACUGAGCAACAGGAAGCAUCACUGCUAAAAUUUUUCAAACUGAAUGGCGAUGACCAAGUUGUAAGAAACACGGGAAUUAACCUCACAAACAGGAACGAGACUUUGAACUAUUCACGAGAUUGUAAUCAGCUCUUCAAGGGAAUAUGCGCUCACAAAUUGAAGAGUAAAAGUAACAAUGUUAAAAAGUCGUUCCGUCCCAAUGAUUACGAUGACGAUGAUUACGAUGACGACGGUGAAGCUUCCGACGACGAGGAAUUUUCAGAGGAGGCACGUGAUCACGAAAAGUUAUUCGACGACGAAGCAGGGGAUGAUGGGGAUUACGGGCCACGGCAUGAAAGGCCUGGGUUUGAUGAUGGUAUAGACAGUGAUAUGGACGCAGAUUGGGACUGGGAAUCGCCAAGGCAAUAUUACGGAAAACAUGACAGGGAAAGAUGGAGAUCUCAUCACCUACCGGACUAUGACGAUGACUACGAACCCAGUUAUCCCCUUUACUAUCGCCAUCAUCCAAGACACACUCAUUAUCGUCAUCGUCGUCGUCAUCAUUAUCAAGCUCCCGCGCAUGCGUACUACAGAACACUCAGCCACACGGCGCCUCCCUGGCUCAUUUAUUCUCAGGGAUAUUCCGGCAGAACUCCUGUAUCAACUCCAGCUUUUUUCCCCUUUGUCUCAAAUUCCGCAGUCACGGGUUGGCUACAACCUCCUGCCUCUUACAGUACGGCGUGGCAGCCUCAAUAUUAUCUUAAUCAGAGACCUGCAGCGAAUAUCUUUAAAGUUCGACUUGCAGCAGCUGGCAGCUGGGGCCCUUAUCAACAAAACGUGCACAACCAUCCGCAUCGAGAAUCCAACUCCUUUUUCAUUCCACCAUAUCCUCUUUCAUCAAAUCCACAUCUACAGGUUACCACACGGAACCACGUGGGAUUUUCUCCUGCAAAUUUUCUCCCUGGGAUAACAGCAUCUGUUACCCCAAUAUCUCACUACAUCUAUCAAUACCCUCGGGUAAUUUAUAACUCUAGACAUUUUGCUGGUCCUUUUUCUAGAUCGUUCCCAAAGCAUCGAGAGUUUUCUGACGCGGUUCUUAACAGAAUUAGAGAUCAAAACCUUCACUGAGUAAAUCAG